AUGGCUGUUCAAGCGGGUCCCGCUGAUCGGCUUUUGGCGUGGGGGGAACGCGAAGUGUACCCGCACCGACUAGCCACGCUCCGACGUAUCGCUGAUGACUACGACAGCGAUGUCAGGGGCCGCGCUCACUGCCUAAAGAGGCUUGUUGAGUGCUCGACGGCUCAAUCGGUCGAAGCGUAUGAUCCAGCGAUAUCUCACGACCGUCGAGUCGACAUAGAGUGCUACGUCGACUCUUCACCCCUCCGCCCCAACCCGACUGGUGUACCGGUCAACCGCUGGUAUCUUAUUCAUAUCCUACCGUUUGCUAUCAAGGAUCGGAAGGACACCCUCAUGUUUCAGGAUCCUGGAUAA
Peronospora matthiolae is the source of this 351-nucleotide messenger RNA. NCBI's taxonomy places the organism in Eukaryota, Oomycota, Peronosporomycetes, Peronosporales, Peronosporaceae. The record is from the annotation of a GenBank genome assembly.